This is a messenger RNA of Menidia menidia (Atlantic silverside), 1695 nucleotides long. The record is from the annotation of a GenBank genome assembly. NCBI's taxonomy places the organism in Eukaryota, Metazoa, Chordata, Actinopteri, Atheriniformes, Atherinopsidae.
AUGUGGACGGCGUCCUGCGUCCGGCUGUGCUCGGUCCUGACGGCCCUGGGGACGUCUACGCGUGUCCACUGGCUGCCUUCUGUCCGCGGGAUCUCUGCGGCUCAGAUCGAUGAAGAGGUGGCCAAGCUGCUGGAGCUGAAGGCCCGGCUCGGAGGAGACGAUGGAAAGCAUCAGUUUGGCACAAGGGACUACAACCCCAAGCAGAUGGCCAUCAGGGAGAAGGUCUUCAACACCAUCGUCAGCUGCUUUAAGCGCCACGGAGCAGAGACCAUCGACACGCCCGUUUUUGAGUUAAAAGUAGGUCUGCCCUCGUUUUCCUCUGGAACCGAGGCUGUCGCCAGCCGGCCCUCGAACACGGAGGAAACGCUGACGGGGAAGUAUGGAGAAGAUUCCAAGCUCAUCUAUGACCUGAAAGACCAAGGCGGAGAGCUGCUCUCCCUCAGAUACGACCUCACUGUGCCCUUUGCCCGCUACCUGGCCAUGAACAAGAUAACCAACAUCAAGCGCUACCACAUCGCCAAGGUGUAUCGCCGCGACAACCCGGCAAUGACCCGCGGGCGCUACCGAGAGUUUUACCAAUGCGAUUUUGACAUCGCGGGUCAGUACGACGCCAUGAUCCCAGACGCCGAGUGUCUGAAGAUCGUCUACGAAAUCCUCAGCGAGCUGGAGCUCGGGGACUUCUGCAUCAAGGUCAACGACAGACGCAUCCUGGAUGGGAUGUUCGCCGUGUGCGGAGUCCCGGACGACAAGUUUCGCACCAUCUGCUCAACAGUGGACAAACUAGAUAAGAUGCCCUGGGAGGAGGUUAAACGAGAGAUGGUGAACGAGAAGGGUCUGUCGGAGGAGGCCGCCGACCAGAUCGGGGAGUACGUCAGCAUGAAGGGUGAGACCUCUACACCAGACGCAGGCGGCUCCAGCCAAAGGGGGGAAACGGAGGCUUCAGAUGCCCACACGGCACAGAACCCUGUUGGGGGGAUGGACCUGGCCGAGAAGCUCCUCCAGGACCCCAAAAUGUGUCAGAGUAAGCAGGCGUGCGCGGGCCUGUCGGACAUCAAACUUCUCUUCAGCUACCUGCAGCUGUUCCAGGUCACAGAUAAGGUUGUGUUUGACCUCAGCCUGGCCCGGGGGCUGGACUACUACACAGGAGUGAUUUACGAGGCCGUGCUGUCCCAGGCCGGUGUGGCCCCGGCUGCAAACGAGGCCCCGAACGGCACCAGCGCGGAGGAGAGCGUCAGUGUGGGGAGCGUGGCGGGAGGGGGCCGCUACGACGGACUGGUGGGCAUGUUUGACCCCAAAGGCAGGAAGGUUCCCUGCGUGGGGGUCAGCAUCGGCAUCGAGAGGAUCUUCUCCAUCAUGGAGCAGAAGGCCGCGGCCUCGGCCGAGAGGGUCCGCACGACAGAGGUGCAGGUCAUGGUGGCGUCCGCCCAGAAGAACCUCCUGGAGGAGAAACUCAGACUCAUCAGUGAGCUCUGGAACGCUGGCAUCAAGGCUGAGGUGAUGUACAAGAAGAACCCCAAACUGCUCAGCCAGCUGCAGCACUGCGAGGAGUCCGGCAUCCCCCUGGUGGCCAUACUGGGGGAACAGGAGCUCAAAGACGGAGUGGUCAAAUUGCGGGUAGUGGCCACCAGAGAAGAGGUCGAUAUAUCCCGAGCUGAUCUCAUCAGUGAAAUAAAGAAAAGGACCUCUGAGGCGUAA